Messenger RNA from Zea mays, 2224 nucleotides. RefSeq lists its product as uncharacterized. NCBI's taxonomy places the organism in Eukaryota, Viridiplantae, Streptophyta, Magnoliopsida, Poales, Poaceae. Gene Ontology annotation, biological process: protein phosphorylation. The record is from RefSeq and is marked provisional. Gene Ontology annotation, molecular function: protein serine/threonine kinase activity; ATP binding. Gene Ontology annotation, cellular component: plasma membrane.
GCCAUGGCAACGGCCACGGCCGCGUUGGGUCGCGUCGCCUCCCCGCGCCUCGUCAUGGGCUACCUUCUCUUCCUCACCGUCGCCUCCCUCCUCCUCUUCUCGCCGCGGGCCGCUGCGCAGGCGUGGCAGCUCUGCGGGAACACCGGCAACUACACGGCCAACAGCACCUACCAGUCCAACCUCGAAAGCCUCGCCAAGGCGCUCUCCGCGAACGCGUCCCGCUCGAGGAACCUCUUCGCGGAGGGCAGCGUCGGCGCCGUCCCGUAUGUCGUCUACGCGCUCGCGCUUUGCCGCGGGGACACCAACGCCACGGCCUGCGGCUCCUGCGUCGCCACGGGGUUUCAAGACGCGCAGCAGCUCUGCCCCUACAAGAAUGACGCGGCCGUGGUCUACGACGACUGCUACCUCCGCUUCUCCAACCAGGAUUUCAUCGCCAGCACCACCGACAACGGCAAUGAUAACAUCAUCCUCAUGAACACUCAGAGCGUGAGCUCGCCGGUGCAGGCGUUCGACGCCGCCGUCGUCAUGCUCCUCAACGCCACCGGCGACUACGCGGCGGCGAACUCGUCGCGGUUUGCCACGGGGGAAGAGGGCUUCGACGCCAGCUACCCCACCAUCUACGGGCUCACGCAGUGCACGCCGGACAUGUCGUCCGCAGACUGCCGGAGCUGCCUUGGGAGCAUAAUAUCGGCGAUGCCAGGGUCUCUCAGCGGAAGUAAGGGCGGGAGGAUUAUAGGGACGCGGUGCAAUUUCAGGUACGAGGUGUAUUCUUUCUUCUCCGGAGCGCCCUCGCUACGUCUGCCAGCGGCGUCGCCACCGGCGCCACUGCCAUCUCCUACGGCAUUUAACGUGACGCCGACGGCAACCCCACCAGGAAGAACCAGAACCAAAACAGGACUUGCUUUAGCAAUUGUGUUGCCGAUAAUUGCUGCGGUGCUAGCGAUCAGUUUUGUUUGUCUAUGUUUCUUCUCGAGGAGGAGAAAACAAGCAAGGGAGCAGACACCAUCUUAUUCAACAAUUGCUGGAGACAUGGAAAGCAUCGAGUCACUUCUUUUUGAUAUAUCAACUUUACGUGCCGCGACUGGUAACUUUGCCGAGAGCAAUAGGCUUGGUGAAGGAGGCUUUGGUGCUGUCUAUAAGGGCAUCCUUCGUGAUGGUCAAGAAAUUGCAGUGAAGAGGCUGUCACAGAGUUCAGGGCAAGGGAUACAAGAGCUGAAAAACGAGCUUGUUUUGGUUGCCAAGCUCCAACAAAAGAACCUUGUUAGGCUUGUUGGUGUUUGCUUGCAAGAACAUGAGAAACUGCUUGUGUAUGAAUACAUGCCCAAUAGAAGCAUCGACACCAUCCUUUUCGAUCCUGAGAGAAACAAGGAGCUAGAUUGGGGAACCAGAUUCAAGAUAAUAAAUGGAAUUGCCAGAGGACUACAGUAUCUCCAUGAGGAUUCUCAGCUGAAGAUCAUUCACCGGGACCUUAAAGCGAGCAAUGUCCUUUUAGACUCUGAUUAUACACCUAAGAUUUCAGAUUUUGGCCUGGCUAGGCUAUUUGGAGGGGAUCAAACCCGGGAGAUUACAAGUCGCGUUGUUGGAACAUAUGGGUAUAUGGCACCCGAGUAUGCCAUGCGUGGCCACUAUUCUAUAAAGUCCGAUGUUUUCAGCUUUGGCGUCUUGGUUCUAGAAAUCUUAACCGGAAGAAGAAGCAGUGGUUCCUUUAACAUCGACCAGUCUGUUGACCUCUUAAGUCUUGUUUGGGAGCACUGGACCAUGGGAACAAUUGCUGAGGUUAUGGACCCAUCUCUGAGAGGCAAAGCUCCUGCACAGCAGAUGCUGAAAUGUGUCCACAUCGCGCUACUGUGUGUUCAGGACAGUCCGGUCGAUAGGCCGAUGAUGUCGACAGUAAACGUCAUGCUCAGCAGCAGCACUUCCUCUCUCCAGGCUCCGUUGAAGCCAGUAUUUUUCAUUCCCAAGAGUGGUUAUUACUCAACUGUUUAUUCAGAAUCAUAUCCUACAGCUUCCCAAACCACAGGGGCGGUAUCACCAAAUGAAGUGUCAAUUACAGAAUUGGAACCAAGAUGAGCCUUGAAGCAUCAUGUUGCCACUUGCUAGAGUAAUUGGAUUAUUAUAUUGCAUGAAUAAACUGGACAUAGCGCAAUGCUCUAGCGUCUGUAUUACUGACUUUUCAGUUAUGUUUCCACUGGCCCCUCUAAUUAUAAAGUCGUAUAUUUCAGUU